AUGGCCGAAGUGACCGCUAGUGCGUACCUCCACUUUCUGAGAGAAAGUAUCUUAUCCGACUUCAAGAUCACCUGCAAGGAUGCUGAGUUCAAAGUUCAUCGCCUUGCCAUUUCCGGUGCGUCCCCGAUGUUACGUGCUGCGUGCAAUGGAGCUUUUGAGGAAGCAACAUCCGGCAAGAUUGAAUUCCCAGAUGACGAUCCAGUGAUCCUAGCCCGUGUCAUCGACUUCAUGUGCACAAGCAACUACGAU
Molecule: messenger RNA, 249 nt
Organism: Cladophialophora yegresii CBS 114405
Lineage: Eukaryota; Fungi; Ascomycota; Eurotiomycetes; Chaetothyriales; Herpotrichiellaceae
Exons: 2
Molecular function (GO): protein binding
Source: RefSeq, a predicted model, not a curated record